AUGUCUAUGUCCACUUCUCACAUCCUAGUCUACCCUUUCCCAGCCCCAGGCCACAUGAUCCCACUCCUCAACCUAACCCACCGGUUACUCUCCGACGGCCUGAUUAUCACCAUAUCGAUUACCCCGAAUAAUCUCCCUUUACUUGCUCCACUCCUCUCCAUUCACCCAUCCUCUCAGCUCCAACACUUGCUCCUUCCCACUCCACCAAAUCCCCCUUCAGGCCUCCUUGCUGAAACUCGUUCGUUGCGCGAUCACCACUAUCCAAUCCUUCUUGAUUGGUUCCAAUCUCACAGUUCCCCUCCUCUUGCUAUCAUCUCUGACUUUUUUCUUGGAUGGACCAACCAAUUGGCUUGCCAAGUGGACAUUCCACGAAUCGUCUUCUCGCCAUCGGGUUCCUUUUCCUUUUCAAUCUUCGAUUCACUAUGGCGUGACCACCCUCAAAAUGAAAAUCCAAAUAACAUGGACUUCGUCGUGUCAUUUGCUGAUGUCCCGAAUUCUCCAUCAUUCCCUUGGUGGCAAAUCUCUCAUGCUUACAGGAGGUCCAAGGAGGGAGACCCAGAUCGGGAAUUUUUUAGAGACACCAGCUUGGAGAACUUGAAAAGUUGGGGAUUCGUGGUCAACUCGUUUUCCCAGUUGGAACAUGUUUAUCUCGAUCGCAUGAAAACUCAGUUUGGAGAGGAUCAUGUUUGGGCUGUCGGUCCCAUCUUGCCAACUGAUGGGUCCAGCUCAGAAGUGCCAUGUCAUGAGGUGCUUACUUGGCUUGAUGGGCAAAAAGGUAAUUCUGUUCUCUAUAUUUGCUUCGGGAGUCGAGAAAUGCUGACGUGGGAACAAAUGGAGGAGCUGGUUGCUGCGCUGGGCGAAAGUGAUAUCCACUUUGUAUGGUGUGCUAGGCAGCCGAGCAGAAGAGACGAGUCGAACGAGUUCGGGGUGCUCCCAGAUGAGUUUGAAGAACGAGUUCGGGUGAGCGGGAGGGGUUUCAUUGUCAAAGAUUGGGCUCCCCAAGUGGCUAUAUUAGAGCAUCCUUCUGUGGGUACCUUUUUGACUCAUUGUGGGUGGAACUCGGUGCUUGAAGGGAUUGUAGCUGGUGUGGUGAUGCUUACAUGGCCAAUGGGUGCUGACCAAUUCUACAAUGCACAGUUGGUGGUUGAUGAGUUGGGGGUUGGUAUACGAGUUGGUGAGGACACUGUAAAAAUUCCCAAGUCAACUGAGUUGGCUCAAAUAUUAAACGAGUCAAUGGAGGAGAACAGGCCGGAGAGACAAAAAGCCAGGAAGCUCAAAGAGGCAUCAUUAGAAGCUGUCAAAGGAGGGAGCUCCAAUAAAGAUUUGGAUCGGCUGGUUAAGAGCCUAAAUGCACUCUAA
Molecule: messenger RNA, 1359 nt
Organism: Dovyalis caffra
Lineage: Eukaryota; Viridiplantae; Streptophyta; Magnoliopsida; Malpighiales; Salicaceae
Source: the annotation of a GenBank genome assembly